Messenger RNA from Papilio polytes (common Mormon), 1620 nucleotides. RefSeq names its product lipase 3-like. Gene Ontology annotation, biological process: lipid metabolic process. The coding region runs from base 1 to 1620 and encodes 539 amino acids. NCBI's taxonomy places the organism in Eukaryota, Metazoa, Arthropoda, Insecta, Lepidoptera, Papilionidae. The record is from RefSeq and is a predicted model, not a curated record. The transcript has a single exon.
AUGAAGGCCCUCGCUCUGCUGUUGGCCCUCACGCUCGCUGGCCACGCCGCCGCCAGUAUCUUCCGCCACGAGCGUCCCGCGGCGCCGCGCCAAGAAGACUUCGAGGAACUGCCACAGCACCACCACUCCAGCCCACAGGCAGCGCAUCACAAAGUCCACCACAAGCAUCAUCACCACCAGUCCUCCAGCGCGAGCUCCGAGAGCAACGAGAGAACUCACAGCCAAGCAACCGAUGGCUACAUCACUUUCAACGUCGACAACAUUUGGGAUAAACCCCUCACCUCUUUUAUCGUUAACCGAGACGACUCGCGGCCCCUGCAUGGGGACAUGCUCACAUGGAAGGGUGUACAGAUCGCCACCGGCCCGCGCUCCCCCGUCACCGCGCUCAAAGAAAUCGAGAGGAUCUUCGACGACGCCUACACAACAAUGAAACACUUCACCGAGGAAGAAAAGAAAAGCUUCCAUCAAGCUUACCUCGCCGCCAAUAAAAUUGAAAACGAAGAUGUUCAUUUAAACUCCUCUCAGCUCUUGAAGAAACACCAAUACAAGGUCGAGGAACACACAGUACACACCGAUGAUGGCUACCAACUUACUGUCUUCCGUGUUGCGCCCAAGCUAAUGCAGAGUGGAGAAGAUAAAACAAACAGCCCAGUUGUUUUCCUCGCCCACGGGCUCCUCGGCAGUUCCGACGACUGGCUACUGAUGGGUCCCGAAAGAUCGCUCGCCUUCAUUCUCGCCGAUCUCGGUUAUGAGGUCUGGCUCGGCAACACGCGCGGCAGCAGGUACGGCAGGCACCACGCCAGCAAGCACGAGGCCCAGCCGGACUUCUGGCAGUUCAGCAACGACGAAAUCGCUCUCCACGAUAUGCCCGCCAUGAUCGACCACGCCUUGAGAACAUCACAACAGAAGAAACUUCAAUACGUUGGUAUGUCUCAGGGCACCACAGCUAUAUUCGCACUCAUGGCGUCGCGACCCGAAUACAAUGAGAAGAUUAGCAAAGUGCACGCCAUCUCGCCCAUGGUGUACAUGACUAAGGUACGCAGCCCUCUAUUCCGGAUGAUCACCACGACCAGUCCCUUCCACGAGCGCCUCCAGGAGCAGCUAGGAGCGGGCGAGUUCAAACCGGCCAAGGAAUUGAUUUAUACGGUCGGCGGAAACAUGUGCCAGAACGAAAUCGGAUGCAAGAACGUCUGUUCGAACAUAAACUUCGUAAUGGCAGGCGUCGGUGACGUGCCGGUAGACCGCAUCCCGGUCGUGCUUGGCCACCUGCCUGCGGGCGGGUCUGUGCGCCAGGUGCAGCACUACGCUCAGGGCGUCGCCUCGCAUGACUUCAGGAAGUUCGACCACGGCCCUGAAGUGAACAAGAAGGUGUACGGACACGUACAACCGCCCAAGUACAACAUGACAGAGGUGCGGGCGCCCGUUGUGCUGUAUUCCGCGGCUAGCGAUUGGUUGUCGCAUCCCGAUGACGUCAUGCGGCUGUUUAAGGAGCUCCCCAACGCGAAGGCGCACAGCGUGGUAGCCGAUGAGCAGUUCAGUCAUAUGGACUUCCUGUUCUCCGACAAAGCGCCCCAAGCCGUCUAUGAAAGCUUGAUCUACAACAUGAAGGAAGAUAACUGA